Fomitiporia mediterranea MF3/22 is the source of this 1638-nucleotide messenger RNA. RefSeq names its product AAA-domain-containing protein. The record is from RefSeq and is a predicted model, not a curated record. Gene Ontology annotation, cellular component: chromosome; nucleus. Gene Ontology annotation, molecular function: ATP hydrolysis activity; ATP binding. Lineage: Eukaryota; Fungi; Basidiomycota; Agaricomycetes; Hymenochaetales; Hymenochaetaceae. Gene Ontology annotation, biological process: meiotic recombination checkpoint signaling; reciprocal meiotic recombination. The coding region runs from base 1 to 1479 and encodes 492 amino acids. The transcript has 11 exons.
AUGAAUGGCGAUAUUACAAUGAUACACGAUGCAGCGGCAGUUUCUACUGUCGACAAUAGCAUAUGGCCAGUACACAUCGAGGUUCGCUUGGUGCAGCGGACUUCGAUGCCAUUUGACAGUAUCAGAAAGCUCGUCCAUCAGUACCUAAGCAAUAAUAAUGUGUCUUUAUUCAUGCCUUCGGUUCUGUCUGGAUGGGAAAGUUCUUCCAUCUUGCGCGAUAGCGUCGAGAAGAUUACAGUGUCCGAAAGCGCAUGCUCGUAUCAGUCUCUUCCAAUUGAAAGAUGCUCGCUACAAAUACACGUAUACCAGCCAAAGAAAGACUCAGCAUACGAAAAACUGUCGAUGAAUCCUUCGGAUGCCAAUGAAGAGUACACAGCAGGAUCUGUAUCAGAACUCCCAAGUAAUGAACUGGAGGGUCUUUGGGAGAGUCUGUUCUACGAUGGCGAUGUGAAAUCUCGCCUCCUCAAUUAUAUUUAUGCGACAAUCGGCUUCAGUGAUGCUGACGUAGAUCACAAUCUGGUGUCCUGGAACCGUGUUAUUUUACUCCAUGGUCCUCCUGGAACUGGAAAGACAUCCCUGUGCAGAGCACUUGCCCAAAAACUCAGUAUUCGCCUCAAAGAUAGAUACUCUAAUACAUACCUCUUUGAAAUCAACUCCCACUCGCUUUUCUCAAGGUGGUUCUCCGAAUCUGGAAAGCUUGUGCAGAAUCUCUUUUCUACUGUAACCGAGAUGGCAAAGGAAGAGGACGAUUUUGUCGUCUUGUUAAUUGAUGAGAUUGAAUCACUAACGUCAGCGCGUUCAAAUGCCUUGUCCGGGAAUGAGCCUAGUGAUGCACUGCGUGUCGUCAAUGCACUUCUCACGCAAAUCGAUCGAUUAAAAUAUCAGAAAAAUGUGCUCAUAAUGGCCACAAGCAAUUUGGCUAAAGCGAUCGAUUCUGCAUUCAUUGAUCGUGCUGAUGUUAUGCAAUACAUCGAUUACCCUCCGGCUAUAGCGAUCUAUGACAUCCUUCGUAGUUGUCUUCUGGAAUUGAUGUCGAAGGGUGUAAUCGAGGAAUUGGAUGUGCCUACCGCCGCAGACGCCAUCCUCGCAUACAAGGUCAAUGAGGAUGACCCGAAUACGACAGGCGUUCAGGAUGCUGUCCAAAAUCUCCAAGACUUAUCCCUCGGGAUGAUUCAUGAUAGCAAAGAGCUGUCCCGCUUUCUGGGUUCUCGUCUAUACGACAUAGCGGAGAAGUGCAAGGGAAUGUCUGGACGGUCUUUACGGCGUCUACCCGUAUUGGCCCAUGCUCGAUACAUCGGCUUAACGCCUAUGUCAAAACCCCGCAGCAAACCCAAUGGCGCUUCUGGUGAUAAGGCAAGACCCCAAACAGUACGAUCAUCCUCUGCAAAAAUUCCGCCAACGAGCAUCAAGACGUGGCUUAAUGCAAUGAAAAAGGUCGUCGAUGACGAAACGAGCAAUCGCCAACGCUUUCAGUGCUGAGUGAACUUCACGGACUAACUGUCACUUAACAAGACUUUCGAUAUUGACAUUCAAGCACGCUCCACUAAGUUGUAAUACUAAAAUUCCCUGUCUCUGCAAUUUGCUAUCGUUAUGACAAUGAAACGUCGGACAAAUACACAGAUGUGAAUUAGAUGCAAU